CUCCACUCAGCUCACUAUAAACUGCGGAAAUCAUAUCAUCCUGUCGGAAGGGAUUGGAAAUACGACGAGAUGGUCCAAUCCCCAAAGGAUCUACCGAUUCUUGUCCACCUGGAGACUCAUGCGCAACCCGGGGCGAUGCAUUUUAAAUUACAUCUGCAGCACUAAGGCGGGACAUCGAGAUUGGACUCCUCUCUGCUUUGCCUUCCUUUUUUGUUUUCGAUCACAAUCCCUCGGCUUCAUCAAGAAAUGGUUGAUAACCCCCUCAAUCUUCCCUGUCCGAAUAUGCCGGAACUAGUAAAACUUCAAGUUGCAAGUCGUCCACUCUCCCAUACCAAUUCUAAUGUCAUAGAAAUCAGAUAUACCAAUUGCGAAUGCCAUUGUUGUCUUUUCUUCAGUGCGGUUCCAGCCCCCAUCCCUUGGGUGACUCAGUGGAGCAUCCACUGCUUCCAGAGCCGUGGGACAAAAUAUCCCUCGGUAAUUAUUUCCCUGCGGUGUAACCCAAGAGGCAAUGGAUUUAUGAUAUACCAGCCAAGAAUGGAAACCCCCGUGACAAUGCAGUGCUGUGAGCUCUAUUCAGUCCCAUUGCAGCCUAACCAACUUUAUCCUUCUGCGCUGGAUACUCACUUGGGUUUAGUGCCCAGUGAUCUUCGGCCGAAGUAUAAACGACUGAACUUUCCUUACCUUUGCCUCACCCUGGGCUCAAGUUGUCAUUCAACAAAAAUCAACGCUAUCUCAUGAACCCCGCUGCAGAUCAUGCAUGCUCAACAAAUUAGCUAUGGUCCAUGAUUUUGGUCACGGAUUCUUACUUUGACUCAUCCCCAGGGGUAACAGGUCUGUCGUCAGAAAUUUUGGUGUCCAAUCAAGUGAUAUUAAGAAAAGAUCACACAAGUUUUUAGAUUUCAAUCUCAUAGGGAACGCUAUAUACCAAAACGCUGGAUCAAAGUGUCUCGAAGAAACGAAGAACUGAAUGAC
Molecule: messenger RNA, 972 nt
Organism: Aspergillus pseudonomiae
Lineage: Eukaryota; Fungi; Ascomycota; Eurotiomycetes; Eurotiales; Aspergillaceae
Exons: 1
Coding region: 247-738 (163 amino acids)
Source: RefSeq, a predicted model, not a curated record